UACACAUUUUCAGCAACGGUCAGGAAUACCAAAGAGAAGGCGGUGUAUUGCAUUGUGGUGGAAUUCAGUUGUGUUACAAGUUUGUGAUUGAGAGAACUUAAUUAUUUUUUUCCUCGGGAAGAGUAUUCAGUAUUCUGCUUGCGCUGAUGGAACAGUCUUAAAAAGGUCAACACGUUUUUCCUUCGGAGUAAAGGAAUGAAAGAAUGAGCAGUGCCGUGCACAAGAAGACUGGAAACCUAAGUGCAAAUGUUGGCGUUAGACAGGCAAAGGCUUGCAAAGAAGCUGUAAUAUUAGAUUCUGAGCCCGUUACUGAAGAAACCAUUAUUAAGAAGGGAUAUGCUUCGCCGGAAGACGUACUGAGACUUCCUAAAAUAACAGAAAAUUACUUGUGUUCUCCAGAGGCAAAUAUCUAUGACAUAGACUUUACUCGGUUCAAGAUAAGAGAUCUGGAAACUGGGACUGUGUUGUUUGAAAUUGCAAAACCACCAGCUGCAGAUGUUGAAGAUGCUGAUUCUGAUCCUGAACGAGAGGAGUCUGAUCCAAAUGCUGGUAGAUUUGUUCGUUACCAGUUUACACCCCAGUUCCUUAAGCUAAAGACUGUGGGAGCAACAGUUGAGUUUACUGUUGGAAAUAAACCAGUCAGUAAAUUCCGGAUGAUUGAAAGACAUUUCUUCAGAGAUAAACUGUUAAAGAGUUUUGAUUUUGAAUUUGGUUUCUGCAUACCUAACAGCAAGAAUACAUGUGAACACAUUUAUGAAUUUCCAACGUUGCCGCCAGAGCUAGUGAAGGAGAUGAUUGCUCACCCAUUUGAGACCCGUUCAGACAGUUUCUAUUUUGUAGAUGACUGUCUAAUAAUGCAUAAUAAAGCUGACUAUGCUUAUGAUGGUGGGCUUCAGCAGUGAACAACAUUCACGUGGAUGGCUGUUUUCUACAUUCCAUUAAUUUUUCUUCAGUUAACUAUUUUAUAUAUUUUUUUAAAAAAAAUUUAAACUGACAAGCAUUCCAUUGAUUUUUUGUUUUCUUACUCUGAAUAUUUAUUUUUUGUUAUAAAUUAUUAAGACAUAUUGGAUUUAUUAAUCCAAAUAAAAAUAUGUUUUUACUUGAAUUUUAUUUUUCAAUUUAUGAUACUAUUUUCGAUGUUUUCUUCUCUCUAUUCAUUGCCCUACUGUACAUAAGGAAUUUCAUUUGUACUGCCCGCUUGCCUCAGUUUCUUUUUGUGACUGAUCAAAGUGUUUAUAAAUUCAGUUAAUCAUUUUAUAUAAUUUGCAUGUUUUAAAAUUGAGGCAAGAGAACUGUGCUAUCAUUCAUCUUAUCGGUGAGGCAUGCAAAAUAAUCUGAAGGGAUCAAGAGAAACAUUUAUCUUCUUCUUAUAUUGAGGUUUAUUUUGGAAUGAAGAGGGAGUCUGAUGAAGACUAUGCUGUGGAUUGUGAUAUAUGUGAAAUGACAGUAAUUAAAAAAAGUGAGGCAAUUAAUGACUCGAGCUGCACAUGAUUGUUGAUAAGAAUAUGUAGGACACCUUGGACAGGAUCCCAUCUAUCAAAAGUUUUAUCCUGUUGGUGUGGCUUUUUCAUCCAUUGCGGUAUAGGGAACAUUAUAGAUUUUUGUGUCAAAAGUAUACGACAUUAUCAGCUGUUAAAUCUCAUGUACAUGUAUGUCUACAAAUUACUGCCGUAUCAAAUAAAUAAUGGUCCUGCCACUGGAAAUAUUAUCACAUAAGCUAUCAGCGAAAAAACUGUAGGUAACACAACCAGGGAUAGCAAAAUCAAAGGCAGAAGAAAGCCUGAGAAAGAAAGCUACAAGGAAACCAUAUAAUAGUUCAGGAAUUAGGACACAAGGCCUCUAAGAAUUUGCAGUGAAAACCUAGGAUGUAACUUAUAAUUUAUAACAUAAUUGUGAAGAAGGGUCACACAGUGUAGCAUGAUUUUGUUUUUUUGGUUGUACCUGUGCUGGUUCCUUUUGCCUUAAAAUGAAGGAAAGGCAAUUGUGUAACAGUCCUGCUUUGCUGUUGCCACCACCAGGGCAUAGAUUCCUCAGGCUCUUAUGCUUUGUACAGUCUUUCUUAAAACGUUUGCUCUUCAUUAUCAAUUAAAGGUAAUCUAGCUUGUGAAGAUCAGACAGUCCUGCACCACUCACAGCAUGAUGAACGGUAUGGUGUAAUCUACACACAUUUAAAGAAAGUGUACCAUUAUUUUUAAUUGAUUUUUGUCAUUUUCUUUAUUUUCCUCAAAACAGACUUUUGUCUUAUUUAAAAUAUGGAGGAAUGAUUAGGUUACAUUUUAUUUGACAAUAACUAAUUUAUUCUAAACUGGGUGUAUCAUUUGUAGGAACUAUGAUACAACUCUAUGAAGGGAAGUGUACUUCCACCUCUGUGUUCCAUAUCCUGAAUAUCUGAAUUGUGUGAGCUUCAUUUCAGUGAGAACGAUGAGAGACAAGUGCGGGUAGGUUAUUUGUUUGUGAAGCUACACGAAUGUGUUUACUUUGAAAUUCAUAGUUGCAAUUUAUUAUUGCCCAAAUGACUUUCUUUUAGUUUUUUGUUGAUUUCACUUUCUCCUAUUAUUUUAAGCACAUGAAUGUCAAAUUUUACCAAAAACUUCCAAAUAUGUUGCCUUUCUUAAACUCUUAUAUUUUACACCCUAAAAAAUAAACAUGAACUUUUGAUUCCAAUGAAGAGACUAAUCCAGCCCAUUAUUGGAAACUGCCAGAUUAUCCGUCGUUAUUGAUUAAAACAAUUUACCUGUUCAUGGAAAAAAAUGACAAUUUUAUCUAUUGAAUAGAAUUUUUUAGCUAAUGUCUUUUUUCUUCAGAAGAAAGCACUAUUUUAUUUGCCGUCAUUUCAGUGCAAAGGAACCAUUUACACACAGACAACAGAAUCACAAAUAAAAACUAAAAUUUGCUGCACAGUGCUCUCCAUUUGCUUAAGUGUGAAAUAAGCUGUACAGGCAAGUGUUAUGAUCUUUUUUAACACAUUGUGCAGCUGUCACAGCUAGAAUUCUACUUUAAUUUUACUGUGCAUUAAGAGUGAUGUGAAUAUUAUACAGAAAUGGUGAACUGGUAGAUACUGAUCAUCUCCUAGUUAUUGAUGUUACAGCACUUCUGGAAUAUUAGACAAGGACAUGAUGUAAGUAUUUGUUGUGUGUGUAUAUCCAUCAACAGAAUUCAUUCACAUAAAUGGGCACACUUGGCUGUUUAGCAAUGGUUUUGAUUUGUAGUAAUCAUUUCAUGUUAAAUUUUGUAAUCUAUAUGCUUCUUUAGUUAUAUUCCAGUAUUUUUAAAAUUAGUAUGAAGUGUAUUAUUUCAGAGGUGCUUUGGUUACUGAAUGAUAUCCUGCUAAUCAUAAGAGAUACAAUCAUUGUGUGUAUUUUGACUUGAUUCAUUGUGUAGUAGCUUAAGGUUAUCAUUUUACCUACAUUGGGCUGCUGUUACUUUUCAUUUAUAAUUACUGUAAUGUUUGGGAGGAUGCAUGAUUUUCCUGUUUCGUUUUGAGCAUCCUUGAACAAAGUCUGUCACCUUCUCACUAGCCAUUGGCAAAGAAUGUGUCAUGUGGUCAGGCACUGGACUGUACAAAUUGUAAACGUUGCAGCACUGCACUUUAUGGGCACAUGGAUUUUCUCAUGCCCUACAUAAGAGAGACAUGCACUUAGAAUAGCAAGGAGCUAUGCGAGGUAGGGGGUGUGUAUGAAUUUUGUAAUCUUGGAGGCAGGCAAUAAGUGGAUGUGGAAUAAUUAAAUAUUUAGUCCUCCCCCUUUCCCUCCACAUCACCCUUCAUCUCUGCAAAUUUGUUUUGUUAUUUGUUGGAUUUUUCUCUCUGUCUGAAAUGUCUACUGGGGAAAAAGUAGGAUAUUCUUAAGUUUUUUUCCUUGAUAGUCCCUGCUUUCUGUUCGCAUCAGAAUUUCCUCUGCUGGAUGCAUACAGUAAAAUUAUGUUUACAUUUUUGACAUCCAUCCCCAUUUAUUUUGGGUUGUAAUUAUAUUUUGAAAUAGUUGUUUUUUGUGUUAAUGGUGAAUAAAUUGAGGUAUUAAAAAAUAAAGGUUGUAAAAAUGCUGUUCUGGCAUAUCUUGGAUAAACCAGCAUGGUUUUGGUAGCCUUUUUUAAAGGAAGUGCAAAAGGUAUGCCAUAAAAUUCUGAUUUACACUGUAAUCCAUAUCUCAAACAAGUGUUCAUUAAAAUAAUUACCUAAUUCAUAACAAAGCAAACACAAACCUUCAAACUGAGGGUUCAUUUGGGUGCUAUAUAGUCAGCUGUUCUUUAAUGGAGCAUGGAUCUCCUGAAGCUAGUUUUGCCAUAGCAUCCUUCUGACCUGCUAACUAGUUUUCACAAUUAGUUAACAGUAUACAAACUGGCUGUGACACCUUCUGUUAUAUGUAUAAAAAAUGUAAAGCCCAAUCACCCCACAGGAUUCUAAUUGGUGUUCGCAAUUUGCUAUAGCAGUGUUGAUUCCUAGACGUGAAUUGUUCUGACUGUUAUUGUCAAGUUGGGAAAUUCACUUUAUUGCUAAAUGAAGGGUAUAUUCAUGGGCUAGAAAGCCUCUCCUCGGAAAAUGGUUGCUUCCAGGUUGUCCUAUAAUUCAGAUCCUACUGAGUUAUAUUUUGUGACAAUUUAAAAUUUAUCACCAGUUACCAUGACUUUUGCUUACAGACUAGGUGACUAAAUUUUGGGAGGACCAUUAACAACCCUGAAUAUACUGCACCUUCAUUGUUGCACUAAUAUGAAAAUAUGAUUGUUGAUUAUUGUAGAUGGGGAAAUUAUUUUAUUGUAAAGAUUUUCAUACAUAUGUCUUGUUUAAGAAUUGUUGUCAGAAGAGGUGAAAAGGCAAAGUUUACUAAUACAAAGAAUUCUUGUCAUUGAUGAUUGUAUAUACAUAAUGAUGGAGUAGUAUUUUACAUUAUAAUAUACAUACAAAUGCACAGGAAAUAAUGACAGUUGUUUGGUUACAACUAUUAGGUUAGAAAAAAAUGGAACACUUUCCUUUUGUGUGUGAAAGUACAUUUUGUCUUCUUAUAUUUUCAAAUAAUUGAUAUUGUGUAAAUACAUAACCUACUGUAUUGUUCUUGACUGUUGGAGAUUGACAUAAAAUAAAUGGACCUCCUCCUGAAA
Messenger RNA from Schistocerca piceifrons (Central American locust), 5094 nucleotides. RefSeq names its product protein unc-119 homolog B (gene unc-119). The record is from RefSeq and is a predicted model, not a curated record. Gene Ontology annotation, cellular component: cilium. The transcript is spliced from 6 exons. The coding region runs from base 204 to 902 and encodes 232 amino acids. Gene Ontology annotation, molecular function: lipid binding. Gene Ontology annotation, biological process: lipoprotein transport; nervous system development; cilium assembly. NCBI's taxonomy places the organism in Eukaryota, Metazoa, Arthropoda, Insecta, Orthoptera, Acrididae.